This is a messenger RNA of Sitodiplosis mosellana (orange wheat blossom midge), 5692 nucleotides long. Its product is annotated as fringe glycosyltransferase. The record is from RefSeq and is a predicted model, not a curated record. Lineage: Eukaryota; Metazoa; Arthropoda; Insecta; Diptera; Cecidomyiidae. Gene Ontology annotation, molecular function: O-fucosylpeptide 3-beta-N-acetylglucosaminyltransferase activity. The transcript is spliced from 6 exons. Gene Ontology annotation, cellular component: membrane. The coding region runs from base 3011 to 4246 and encodes 411 amino acids. Gene Ontology annotation, biological process: regulation of Notch signaling pathway.
AGUUGUCAAACAAUCGUCGCUAAUCAUGGACGGAGUGGUAAUGAAAAUUAUUCAACAAAUGCAAUUUUAUUUGAUUUCGUUUUUUUUUCUCUCUUCGAGCAAAUCGUAUAUUGAAUUCUGUCCGUAUAUUUGCUUAUUUAAACAGUUUUAUCCAUACGAAUAGAUGCAUGUGCUUCAUUCUUAUUGAAUUGAAUGAAAAAAGUAAUACUUCAUGUUGAAACUUUUCAAACAAAAAAACGAAAGGCUGCAGCGACGGCGGCGGCUGUUGUACUGCUCCUGUACUUUGGCUACGGACCAUUUCAUGAAAUCGCUAUGACUUCUCAACGAUACGAUUAAUAAUACGAUAUUACAUUAAUCCCUGUUCAGUUUGUUGUUAUCGGCGCUGUUUUCUAUAAGCCCUCAAGUCCAUUUUGUACGCUGUGUGUGUGUGUUUUCAAUUCGAUUCCAUUAUUUUCAACCUCGUAAAUGAAUUGCUAUUAACAAUGGUUUCAGUGCAUAUGCUAGAUGUGAAUCGCGGGCGCGCGCACUCCUCUCAAUUUAAAAGAGCCAGUGAGCGAGCAAGCGAGCGAGCGAGUUUGUGUGUGUGUCGACUUGGAGCAUGCGCGCAUUUGCAAUCAAUUGCAAGUUGGUUGUUUGCAUGGUGCAACAUUCGUAUGUUACUUUAUGAUUGGCCAUUUCUUUUGGCAUGGCUCUAGUUCAAAUUUACCACGCUUUCGCUGCUAUUAUUAAUGUUAGUUGGUCGUGUGGAUGGAGAAAUAAAUGCACAUUAAAAAUUGUGCCUACGCCAAGCCAAAGAACUAUAACAACAAAUACAGCACAGCCACAGCACACCACGCAGUGCAGUGCAGCGCAUUCAAUAAUCUCGGGCAUUCAUUUGCGUUUUGCCAAAGCCGAGGCUCAGCUCUGAUCACGUUGGCCGCCGUCGACACAUCGCCCGAGUGAAAUGAACUGAAACAGGCAUUUGAAUCAGCAAAUAAUUACGGAGCAAUAAGAACAAUGAGCCAAGAGGCCCGCGUGCGCGCGCAAAACAGCCAAAGAAGUGUGCUCGCGCGAGCACACUCACCACACGAAACGAAAGAAGACAGAACGAAUUGAAGAGAGAAGAAAAAAAUCAGUACGAAAAGAAAAUAAAAUAAUCGGCGAGGCGAAACCAAAUAAUAUUCCUUGCGGUUUAUUUUCAUAAUUUUUUUUGUCUUUUCUCUCAUUUCUGUGUGUUACUCUCUUUGGUCUUGUUCUUUCGUCAUUUUUGUUUCCAUACAAUUUCAUCCCAUUGUGUUUGGUAACAUACAAAACAGCCCAAUGCUUCGCAUUCAACGUCUUUCGUUGCCAACAGGCAGUGAAUUUUUCGCCGGGGACAAAGAAAGAUUCGAAUAAUAUAAAUAUGGAACGGAUUACGAUAAAAUAUGAACCGUUUCAUACAGUAAGUGCGCAAAACUGACUGUGUGUGUGUGUAUUUGUAUGUGUACGGCGAGCUGGUGAUCGAGAAACGCACCGAAUCAACGAAAUAAGUAUGACUAAGUGCUGCAGUGCACAUUUGAAAGCGGUGCACAUGCACAUACACAAAAUCCAAUCGCCGCAAAACAACUAUCAAAUUAUUAUUAUUUACAUUUUUUUUUCUUCUUCUUAGUUCUUUACUUCUCUUGUCGGAGGUUUUGGAAGUGCGGCAAUUGCAUUGCAAUGCAUAGCCUCAAUGCUUUGGCGUUGGCAUCUCGCCCGUGUUCUUGUCUUCAUUUUCUGGUGCUGUCGUUUUAGCGUUUGUUUUGAUUUUUUAUUCUCAUUUCAUGUCGUUCUCGGUGAGUGGUGUUUGUUUCUCUUUCUCUUCUGGCUGUUGUUGCUAUUUUUUUUCCUUUUUCGUUUCUAAUACUUGAGAUUCGGUUUGAUCUCGUUGAACAAUAUUUAUAUGCUGCGUUCAGCUGCUACCUUUGCGAAUAGUUCUGGUGCUUGAUUUGCGUUGCGUUUGUUGUUACGUGAUUCCUUUCUCCUUCACAUCUUCUUGCUAUCCACACAACAUCAGCUUCUUCAUGGUUGGACUCUUUCUUUUCGCGUGUCGCUACUCUGCCGUUCCUCUCAGAUGAUUCCCGGUUGUGUUUGUUGUUUUUUUCUCUCAAACGCAACGAUCCCCUUGGCUCUGAAAUUGUGUACUAACCGGCAGCAAGGCACAUUGCGCUCUCCGCGAAUAUCAACGAAAGAGCACGAGCGCACAAACUAAACCAUUCAGAACAUGAUCGCGCAACACAUUGUCCAUGCACUUAGCUCGAUGAGGGCGAAUAAGGGAUAGAACAAGAGUGAGUGAGUUGGUAAGCGUACGAACGGGCGCGCGACCGACCGUGUCUGUUUACAAUAUAACACUAGUGAAAAGGAGACACACCAAACGAACGGUGGAGAGAGAAUGAAUGAACUCAAGACAGAGAGUGGGAGCGAGAGAGCGCACGACGACGACUACGACGGCGAGGAGAAGUAAGAACGACAGCGAAUCGAAGAGAAUUGAGAAGCAUUGCUGAACACUUAAUAUACGGCACUGCUUAAUCCAAAACAUUGGCUCAAAUCACUUGUGGUAAAACAGUUGGUUUGAAUUGAUACAGCGUUCAGUUUAACUUUAGUCUUUCGGUCGCUGGCACACCGUACACACGCACCUCCUGCACUCGAUUUUUAUUCGAUUUUGUGGUUCUGAGCGCCGAUUUCUUACGAUAACCGCGAUUUGUUUUCUACAACGUAUCAAUUGAAUCGAAUUAUUAAAGUCAAUGUUUCUUUGACUUGAAGAAUGUUGUGGUUAAAUGAGUGAAGCUAUAUACAACGGACAAGUGAUUUGAUUAAAUUCUUCGGAACCGGCGCUAGUUGAACAUUUUCUCAGUGAUUAGAAGUGACAUUACUUAUUUUUGAGAGGAAAUUUUUGGUGUUAUUUAACGGUGGCAAAAAAAAGAAGAUAAAGUGAUAAACUUGCCGAAUGUCCGAUAAACAAUCAUGGUUCAAUGGUUAGCAAUUAAGUGGUGUUGUGUUGUCAGUGGAUCACAUGAAGUGCUUACACAAGGAUGUGAUUAGAGCUAGUGCUGUCGGUGUAUUUAAAAUAUUGCGACGAAUUAAACGACUUUUGCAAAUGAUGGCAGUGAUAAUGAUAGUUGCGUUCAUGACUUCGGUCUUAUAUCAGAAUGUGAACGGUUUGAGGGAUUUAGAGUCUUAUCACUUACCACUGACGGAGCCAUCAAAAAUAACGGCCAAUCCAAUUGAUGUGGGCCAUAAAAUGCGUGCAAUCAACGAAGUGGUCGAUAUAAUAUCGAGCCCAUCAUGGUCAACCGUAAACGCAGCAGUGACCAAAAACAAUGAACAUCAACACAAAGAUAUUGUCACCGAUUACCUCUUAAAACAGCGACACAUCCACGAAUUUAGUGUUACAGGUACACCAAAACCAGCCACAACCAAUCUCAACGACAUAUUCAUCACGGUGAAAACAACUAAAUUAUACCAUGACACAAGAUUAGCGCUUAUAAUCAAAACGUGGUUUCAAUUAGCUAAAGAUCAAACAUGGUUUUUCACCGACACCAACAACCAGUUCUUUCAACACAAAACCAGCGGUCAUUUAAUCAACACAAACUGCUCCAUGGGACAUCUACGAAAGGCAUUGUGCUGUAAAAUGUCCGUUGAAUUCGACACCUUUCUCGAAAGCGGAAAAAAAUGGUUCUGUCAUUUUGAUGACGACAACUAUGUGAACAUACCAAAAUUAGUUGAACUUCUCAGCAACUACAGUCCAACGAUGGAUUGGUAUUUGGGAAAGCCGAGCAUCGCUUCACCGCUCGAAAUUUAUGUAGAUAAUAACGAUGAAAAGCAGCCGCACAAGAAAAUUUCAUUUGUGUUUGCAACAGGUGGCGCCGGUUUUUGCAUCAGCCGAGCGUUGGCAUUGAAAAUGCUACCGAUCGCUGGUUUCGGUAAAUUCAUGUCGAUCGGUGAUCGCAUUGGAUUGCCCGACGAUGUAACGAUGGGCUACAUCAUCGAACACCUACUGAAAGUGCCAUUGACUGUGAUCGAAACGUUUCAUUCGCAUUUGGAACCCAUGGACAUUUUGCCAAAAGAAACAUUCAAAGAACAGGUCACAUUCAGUUAUGGCCACAUCAAAAACAACACCAACGUUGUGCUCAUCGAUGGAUUCGAUGACAAAAUCGAUCCAACACGAUUCUUGAGUCUUCAUUGCCAUCUGUAUCCAAAUCUUGCCAAUGGUCAACUCUGUUCACCGCAAGCGCUACAAAUGAACUGAACACCCAAUGUCUGCUGCUCUGCAACCGCUCGAGUGAAAAUGAUUGAAAUCAGGAAAUUUUUUUAUGUUUUUUUACUAGUAAACAAAUGAUUACUUCAUCGAUAAGUAAGUGUAUAUAAAAUAUAGCAUGGAAUUAGAUCAAUUCCAUACGAAAGGAAAAAAAUGCACGAACAAAGUCUUGUUAUACUUCAGGUUUGAUACCUCAGAAAAUACCAAACCGUACGAAAUGAACAGAAUUACAAGGCUCUUGACCAACCACCUACACCAAUUAUCACGUAGGAUAUAACUGUCGAACAAUUGCUUAUCCAAAAUUGAUUCGAACAUUAUUGCAUGGCAUUCCCAGCGCCUAUAAAAGUGCUAGCAACAAUUUAAAUUUUGAAAAUUGCCCAAGAAAAAAAAACGGCCCAACUUUUUCUUUGAAUGGUUGAAUAAAACGAAAAAUUACGAUAAUUUCAUAUUUACCAAAUUUGCUGCAUUUUUAUCGACUGGGACGGCUUUAUUCGUGUUCCAUAUUAAGACGAAUAAGCGAAUUUAUUGUAUAUACCUGAUACAACUAAACAUAUUGUUAGCUGUGAUAAUAAACAGAUUGAUACUUGUUGAAGUAUUGAAAAUAUCUUAGCGUAAAAGAUUUUGUUGAACAAAAAAACACAUUCGAAAUUCAAGAGCUACAGUUUUGAAUUUUGCAUUUAAUGGAAUUAAAUUGCCUCAUUCGGCCGAUUUUUUUUUCAAUGUUAUGAAACACAAAUUUUAAUCGAACCCAAAAAUAGAAGCAUUUUAUUUCAAGAAAAUGAGCCAUUUAAUUUAGUUGCUUUUGGACCACAGCUGCAGAAUUCAACACCAUUUGCGUUUUGUCGCUUUGUCUUCUCUUUUUCGAUGAGAUUCUCCCAUCAUACACUUGUAUGGGACACUAACAACGUCUUCUCUCGGAACCGAAAGCGAAAUGUUGAAAAGUUGACAGAAUUACAAUUUUCAAAACAAAAACAAGAAUAGAUACAUGCAAAAAAAAAAACUGUAAUGUGAUGUGAACAUAGGAAUCGCUUUUAUAAAUUGUAACGAGCGAAGGUGCACUUCUCCAAGAAAUCGCAUUCGACUCGAUCGUUUCUCUUAACAAUAUUUAUGCUAUUGAUAACUAAAAAAAGCGUCUUAGCUAGAAUUAUAUUGGAAGCAAAACAGAAAACGAAAAAAAAACUUUUGUGAUUGUAAAUAAAUACGAAAGUUGACUCAAUUCUACGAAAAAAAAAAAACAUUUAAUAACUGUUUCAAACAUUAUUUCGAAAAUAAGCGACUUUAUUUUUUAUUUAAAAUUUAACAUGUGAAAUAAUUGCAAGAUUUUGUUUUAGAAUUACAAUUUAGAUAACGAAAAACAAUUUAAGUUUAUAGAAUCGAAUAGUACAUGCUACUAGUCUUCAAUCAAGAGCUAAAUAAAUAUUGAUCUACUGAAAUGAA